Molecule: messenger RNA, 2662 nt
Organism: Salvia miltiorrhiza (redroot sage)
Lineage: Eukaryota; Viridiplantae; Streptophyta; Magnoliopsida; Lamiales; Lamiaceae
Product: receptor kinase-like protein Xa21
Exons: 4
Coding region: 261-2519 (752 amino acids)
Biological process (GO): protein phosphorylation
Molecular function (GO): ATP binding; protein binding; protein kinase activity
Source: RefSeq, a predicted model, not a curated record
CAGGUGGCAUACCAAAGGAGAUUGGACAUCUUACAUCCUUGAAUCAUCUGCUGCUUUAUGAAAACAAAUUGACAGGUUACAUACCAAAGCAAAUCGGAAACCUCACUUCACUAUUAAAGCUGGAUCUUGCUUCCAAUAAGUUGACGGGUGAAUUGCCGGAAGAGCUUGGUAAUCUAGCAGGCCUCGAGUCCUUAACGGCGUCGUUCAACGAUUUCUUGUUUGGUUCCAUCCCUUCUUCCAUAUUCAAUUUAUCAAGUUUGAUGGAACUCUCUCUUCAGCAGAAUCAGUUUUCCGGUAGCCUUCCUUCAAACAUGGGGCUCUCACUUGUGAAGCUUUCUUUAUUUUUUAACAAACUCACCGGCAAAAUUCCAACCUCCAUCACCAACGCUUCUCAGCUUAUUAUGUUGGAAUUGAACAGAAACUCAUUCACUGGCUCCAUCCCCGACUUGGGUAAUCUAAGACAUCUGCGAUACCUUCGCCUCUGGGAAAAUAAUUUGACAGCAACUGAAUCUCCCAAUCAACAACUCACAUUUCUCUCUUCAUUGACUAACUGUCGCGAUUUGGAGAUAUUGGAAAUAUCAAACAAUUCAGUGAUGAAUGGUAUCCUCCCAUCUUCCGUUGGGAAUUUAUCUACUUCUCUUGUCACUUUUUCAGCAUCUAACUGCGGCAUUAGAGGGGUUAUUCCUUCUGAAAUUGGAAACUUAAGCAGUUUGCAAACUUUGGAUUUAUCUGGGAAUCAAUUCACAGGAUCAAUCCCGACCACAAUUGGAAAAUUGAAGCAACUUGGAAUAUUAUAUCUUUAUGGUAACCAGCUGCAAGGAUAUAUCCCUCAUCAUCUUUGCAGAAUCAGUAAUUUGGUAGAGUUAUAUUUGAGUGGUAAUAUGCUCACAAGUUCAAUACCUGAAUGUUUUGGUGAACUUAAAUCCCUUCAAACACUCUCUUUUGCCUCAAACAAGCUGAAUUCCACACUUCCUUUCAACUUCUUCAAUCUUCCAGGGCUCAUAAAUCUCGACUUGUCAUCAAACUAUCUGAGCGGUCAACUUCCUGAUCAAAUCGGAAGUUUGACGGCUAUCAACUACCUAGACUUGUCUUCUAACAAGUUCUCAGCAAACGUUCCAAACACGAUUGAUGGUUGUGAAUCACUCGAGUCCUUGUUUUUGUCAAAUAAUAUGUUGAAUGGAUCCAUCCCUGAAUCUUUGGGGAAGGUCAGAGGCUUGACGAAUCUGGAUCUAUCCAGUAAUAAUCUCUCUGGCGUGAUACCCGAAUCUCUGAAAAAUCUGGGUCUCGAAUCUUUCAAUGUUUCUUACAACAAAUUGCAAGGAAAGAUUCCAGAUGGGGGUUGCUUCGCCAACUUCAGUUUUGAAUCUUUUGUUCAGAACUCUGGUCUAUGCGGCGCUGCAAGAUUUCAAGUGCCACCUUGUCCGAGAAAUCGUGGAAGAUCAAGAUCGGAAACAGUUGCUCUGAUAAUGAAAUAUGUUGUGCCACCCUUCAUUGCAGCUGUGAUUUUAGUGCUCAUCCUAGUUUUCCUGCUAAAGAGACGCAGACAAAAAAAUACUCCAGCUUCUGCUGAUGUUUCAUCUGUGGGAGUGUCGUGGAAGAUUGUCUCAGAAAGAGAACUCACGCAGGGGACGAGCUCGUUUAGUGAGAUAAACCUACUGGGAAGAGGGAGCUUCGGCUCAGUGUUCAAAGCAAUGCUUAGUAAUGAAACAGAUGUGGUAGCAGUCAAAGUGUUCAACUUGGAACUGGAAGGAGCGCUCAAGAGCUUUGACACGGAGAGCCGGAUACUGAGCACCAUUCGACACAGGAACUUGAUCAAGAUACUCGGCUGUUGCAGCAACGAGCAGUUCAAGGCCUUGAUUCUUGCUUACAUGCCUAAUGGGAGUCUGGACAAAUGGCUGCAUUCCGACGUGUAUGUUUUGGAUCUGAUGCAGAGGUUGGACAUAGCCAUAGACGUCGCGUUGGCCUUGGAAUAUCUUCACCACAAUCACACGUUUACCAUUGUGCAUUGUGAUAUAAAGCCCAACAAUGUGCUGCUUGAUGAAGAUAUGACUGCUCAUGUUGGUGAUUUUGGCAUUUCUAAGCUGUUUGAGGAUAGGGAAGCUGUCACUCAUACUAUAACCAUGGCAACUAUCGGCUAUGCAGCACCAGAGUAUGGAUCAGAAGGAAAAGUAUCCACACAAGGGGAUGUAUAUAGCUAUGGGAUAUUGUUGUUAGAGAUUUUUACGAGUAAGAAGCCAACGGAUGAAAUGUUCAGCGCGGAAAUGGGCUUAAAGGAGUGGGUGGGGAAAGCAUUACAAGAAAAUAGGAUGAGUGGAGUUGUGGCGCCUGGUUUGCUAUCAAGACAAGAUCCACAUUUCUCUGCAAUGGAGCAAUGUGUGUCGUCUGUUUUUGAUUUGGUGAUGAAAUGUUUGGCCUUUUCACCCGAUGAGAGAAUCAACAUGAUGCAAGUAGCAGCUUCAUUGCACAAGUUCAAAGUUACACUAGAAGCAGCCAAGAAGAGGCAAAGCCGCAGAUCUUGAUUAAGGAUAAUACUUAUAGCAAUACUUAGUAUAUAGAUUCGAAUUUUCCAGUUCUCUGCUGCCUUCUGAGAUAUAUAUAUUAUUAUGGGAUUGUGUGUUUACAUUCUACAAUUAUUCAAAAUUUUCUAAUAUAAGAUGUUUCC